AAGUGCAACUAAUUUGACCGUUAAAGAGCUUUCACUGUACUUUUAUUUACAUAAGCGUAUGUGUGUGUGUGCGGAUGUGCUUAUUUGCCGUCUAUCUGUUGUUUUGGCGCCAAAUUGACAUAGACCUCGAUAGUGAAAGCUCAAAUCCAAGAGUGAGAGCUUCUGUGUUGGGUGAGAGCGAAACAGCCGCGAGAGAGAGAGUGAGAGUGAGCGCUAGAGCUGUGGUCUUAAAGUAAACCUAAGCUAGGUAACUAAAAAGAAUACUGCCAAAAUGGACUGGGACUGGGCUGUGGGCGGUAUUACGGCGGAGAUACCACGUACAACGGGACCCGAGUGCAUUAACUAUAUGACAGAUCGUCGACGCUGGACCGAAACGGCGCUACUGUCACUUUUAUUUAUAUACAUUAUGAACAGCACAUGGAAGCGUUUGGCGCCUAUAAGAUUGCCUCCACCACAUGAAAUACAAAAAUCACAUUCACCCAUGCGACUCUUUCUUCUGAUCAGUAUGUCCUUAAUCUUUGGCAUUGAGAUGGGCUUUAAAUUAGCUGGACGCUCAAUGAUCUUUGCCCUGAAUCCUUGCCAUGUACAAACGUGUGUGCAGAUUUAUUUACUAGCUGCCAAGCCGACAAAGACAACAACAGCCUUAUUUCGCAUACAAAUGAACAAUUUGAAUGGACCAUUUUUGGCAUUUAUAUUUCCGGAAGUCGAGGGACGAACGUAUCCGUUUGAGCAGGCGACGUAUUGGAUUCAGCAUGCCCUGCUUUACAUUAUUCCCAUUUACAUAUUAAGAAGCGGCGCCUAUACCAUUGAGGAUACAAAGGAUUUCAAGUGGUGCAAAAUAGGCACGGCCUUUAUGCUCUUUUACCAUUUUGUGUUGCUCUCGCCGCUUUCCAUUUUGACUGGCAUUAAUUUGGACCAUAUGUUGUGUGCGGCAAUGGCGGAUCCGUUUCAGGGUCAAAAUUACAGACUAUUUGCCUGUUGUCAUCAGUCCUUACUGUGUCCCAUUCUCAGCAAAGGAACCACCCUACUGUUUGCCUCCCGGAAGAGCUCCGGGUCAAAUGAGAACGGCGUACAUCAUGCUGUGGACUGUGGCGACUAUACGCAAUCGGGGACGGAGCACAUUCUCUAUCAUCAGUUGCCGCAACAGGAAUAUGCCACGCCGGAGUCCAUUACGGCCGAGUACACGAUGCCAACGACAAAGAUUGACUAGUACAGCGCGAAUAUAUGUGACGAGAUUUGACAAUGUCUAUUAUAUAAGUCAAUUUAUAGACUACAACCGUUGUUUUGGUUGAACUUGAUUACAUACUUAGGUAUGAUUUCUUCUAGAGCCUGUAACGUUUUGUAGCUAGACCCAUAGAUCCUACAAAUAUAAAUUAUGAUGUUGGAUGCAGCUGAGUAAAAAUAGUGUACAUAAUAUACAUAAUUAAGGCUAAA
Drosophila innubila is the source of this 1434-nucleotide messenger RNA. RefSeq names its product transmembrane protein 164. The coding region runs from base 272 to 1210 and encodes 312 amino acids. The transcript is spliced from 5 exons. Lineage: Eukaryota; Metazoa; Arthropoda; Insecta; Diptera; Drosophilidae. The record is from RefSeq and is a predicted model, not a curated record.